AUGAACGGAUACGCUGCUUCAAAAGUGUCCCUUUCACACGAGGAGGGUAUGGGACUCCUAGACGAGAAGACGUUGUCCGACGUCGAGAGCGAGAGCGGUAGGGCCGACCUCGAAGUCCGUUUUGCGAUACCACGAUGGUCGACCGUCGCCCGGGGUGUAGUUGGCUACACGCGGGCCAUACCAUGGAGGGUUACCGUCAUCCGCGGCCUCAUCUUCCUGCUACCCAGCUUCGUCCAGAGCCGAUUCACCAGAGAACGAGGCCGAACCGACAAGCUGUUUCCGACAUCACAUCUCGACGGCAUGAGAGGCUUGGCAGCGCUUUUCGUCUUCUUCUGCCACUACUUUUACCAAGCCUUCAUCAUUGCCGAAGGCUGGGGCUCAUCAGAAAAGAACUACCACAUUCUCAAGAUGCCCUUCUUCCGACUCUUCUACCAAGGUCCGCCAGCGGUCUGCCUGUUCUUUGUAAUUUCCGGCUACGCUCUUUCCAUGAAGCCGAUCAAGCUUGCUAGGGCCGGAAACAUGGAGGAAUUCUCCGUGACGACGACGUCUUUGAUAUUCCGUCGAUUCAUCAGAUUGUACAUGCCGACUGCCAUCUCGACCUUUUGCAUCAUGCUCCUACUUCAGUUUGGAGUAUACGAAUGGACCAGAGACUUUGCCAUUGAUCGGGCUUUCCACAAGAACGUUAUGGAGCCUCACCCAAAGCCGCUGGACACCUUCUCGGAGCAGUUUUACGACUGGGUCUGGAGCAUGUUCAACUUUGUCCACGUGUUUGGCUGGGAGCGCUUUGGUGGCAGCACAUCAUAUGAUGUGCACCUCUGGACAAUUCCGGUGGAGUUCCGCUGUUCCAUGUACCUGUUCAUCACCCUGAUCGGCUUGGCUCGCGUACGGUCCGGACUCCGCCUCCUCUUCCUCUCGGGAAUCAUCGCCUUCACGUACCGAAACAACCGUUGGGAGCUGCUGCUGUUCUACUUUGGCAUGAUGCUGGCGGAAUACGAUCAGAUCAUGGGCAACAACACGCCUGUGCCGCAGCCCUCGGUUCUUCCUUCAAAUAGCGCCGCCGCUCCCCAAGGGAGCCGACUUAAGGGCUUCUUCUGGGCAAUGCUCAGCAUUCUUGCCAUCUACUUCAUGUGCCAGCCUGACAUCAACUACGAAAUCACUCCUGGUUGGGUUUGGCUCUGCACGUUCAUUCCCAAGUGGUGGACGGAGGAAGGAUACAGAUUCUGGCAGUCUAUCGGAGCUGUCAUUUUCGUUCUUUGCGUCGGCCACUCUCCUAGAUGGAAGAGCUUCUUCAACCUCGCUCCCAUCCAGUAUCUCGGCAAGAUCAGCUACGCACUUUACCUCAUGCACGGACCAGUCAUGCACACCGUUGGCUACAUGAUUGAGAGACGUGCGUACGCCAUCACCGGCCUCGAGGGCUGGUGGUACAAUGCCGGAUUCGUUCUGGGAUCUUUCGGCUGCAUUCCUGCGGUCAUUUGGGCCGCCGAUGUUUUCUGGCGCUUGUUUGAUAUCCCGACAGUGCGAUUUGCAAAGUGGUUUGAGACAAAGUGUCUCGUGAAGCAGGAAUAG
This is a messenger RNA of Colletotrichum abscissum, 1566 nucleotides long. Its product is annotated as acyltransferase. Gene Ontology annotation, cellular component: membrane. The record is from RefSeq and is a predicted model, not a curated record. Gene Ontology annotation, biological process: polysaccharide biosynthetic process. NCBI's taxonomy places the organism in Eukaryota, Fungi, Ascomycota, Sordariomycetes, Glomerellales, Glomerellaceae. The transcript has 2 exons. Bases 1 to 1566 code for a protein of 521 amino acids. Gene Ontology annotation, molecular function: acyltransferase activity, transferring groups other than amino-acyl groups.